CCAAAACCCUUUUGAGGGCUACAAGAAACGAGAUUUGUGAGACCUGGGUCGUCACCUGCACUGCUGUCAACAUUCCACGGUCUAAGAGCGACCAUCCUCCAAUGAGGAAAUUCCUGAAUGAAAAAGUAAUCAAUGGCGGCGCCAUUCCAGGAUUUCACCAGCUUCAAGAGAAAUACUUGGGAGCAGUAUAUGAGAAGGAAAAAGAAGAGUUGAAGACACUUCUUGCAGGAAAACCUGUUGCUGUGAUAUUUGAUGAUACUCCAGAUGUAGAGGGGAGAUGCGUGCUGAACAUCCACUCAAGAAGGAUCAUUCUGGUCGGAUCUUGGCCUACCUUGCAGACACCGUGUUCCUUGAGCAGUGCAAUCAUUCCACUGUAUCUGUGGCUGUCGUGAAGUGCCUACAAGAAUACAGCAUUCAAAAUGAGGAUGUGAUUUUGUUUGACACAGAUAAUGCAGCCUACAUGAAGAAGGCAUUCAAAUCUGCUCUGCAGGUGCUGUAUCCCAACUCACUGCACAUCACGUGCAUGGCACACAUAAUGAACCUCAUCGGUAAUGCCUUCCGCAAACCUUUUGUUCAGUUGAACAGCUUCAUGAUGAGUUUCUCCCAGAUGUUCUUCAAUGCUGGAUCACGCAAGAGAAGAUAUCUCUACUUCAUGACAAACAAGCUGCCAAGAAAAAAGGUGACCAUGCCUCCAAACCCCUGUGCAACACGGUGGAACUCCUGGUUCUUUGCAGUACAAUACCACAGAGAGUACUUUGGACUGUACAAGAAGUUCAUCGAGAUGGAAACACAGGUGUGUGGCAGAAGUGUACCACAGUCUGUGGAGAGACUCCAGGACAUGCUUCAAGACCCAAACCUGGCUCAGUCCCUGAAUGUGCAGAUCAAUAUCAUGGCUGACAAUUGCAAACACAUCCUCAAUCUACUAGACAUCUUCGAGAGCAGACGCCCAGUGACCACAAAGAUCUUCAAUUAUCUGGAGGAUCUGCAGAUGGUCAUUGCUGCCAAUAAAGAGAUGCAGUAUGAGGUAUGUGACGAAUACUUCAAGGAGUUUGACCUGCCACGCCGCACGAAGACCGAGAUCCUCCGCACAGUUGGCGAGGCAUACGUCAAUGCUGAAGAAAAGCUCACCAAGUACAUGUCAGAUGGGCAGCCAGCCAUAGAGUUUCUCCAGGAGGUCAGGGUGUUUGAUCCUCGUCACAUCGCAUUCCUAGAUGACUGUAGAAAGCUACAAGGCCAUUCCAGGUUUCACUCACGUGCCAAGACAUGAAUUUGAUUCUUAUUUCACAGCCCUGGGUCCAGCAGCACUCAGAGCUGCACUGUCUGGCGUGGUGGAUUUGGAUGUGUUCUGGGAUGGCGUACAGGAGAGACUUCCUGUACUGUCUUCCUUGGCCCACCGAUACAAAGAUGCUGUCUCCAACUCAGCCGAUGCUGAACGAAGCAACAGCAUCUACAAGCUGGUGUUGUCCAGCCGAAGGAGAUCAACUACCAACCAAAACCUCAAAGCCUUGGUCUUCUUAUGCCAUAACAAACGGAUCCUCAGUGGAGCGUUUGAGAGGGAGGAGAGGGAGAAGGGAAAUGUGAUAGAGGGGGAGGAUAUGGAUAUUGAGGGAGAGGGGAUGGAGGAUGAUGAAUGAUUGGACAGUGACACAGACUAUGCAGUCGUUUUCAAACACAGUGGACUCAUUUAAUGCAGGAAUUAAUACAACUUGAGAGUUGUAAGAUUGCUCUUGAAAAAAUGUUGGUAACCUAUGUGUUCAUUUUUCAUACACUGAACUCUUGUUGAUGCAUUCAGUAGUUAAU
Molecule: messenger RNA, 1800 nt
Organism: Trematomus bernacchii (emerald rockcod)
Lineage: Eukaryota; Metazoa; Chordata; Actinopteri; Perciformes; Nototheniidae
Exons: 3
Coding region: 278-1267 (329 amino acids)
Source: RefSeq, a predicted model, not a curated record